AUGACAGAGCCGCGACGGGUACCCGACGUGAACGACCUGAGGGUCAAGCUCUGUUUCAUCUGCCGCGAAGAGGAGCUGUUCGACAGUGAGGACAACCGACGGUCGUAUGUGCCAUCCACCGCUGAUGCGCUUCCACUAGAACCCGACGAUCCUCCCCGGGCGUGGACGCAUCCCUGCUCGUGCACCCUCGUCGCCCACGAGUCCUGUCUGCUCAAUUGGAUCAAGGCCGCACAAGCAGAUCCCGACCGCUCCAAGAACGCACUCAAGUGUCCGCAAUGCAGCACGACGUACGAGCUCGAGAGUGACAACCCGCGAGCCCUCCGGAUCCUCAAUGCCGCCAACGUUGCCCUCUCCCAGCUAGGACAGGUCGCCACAGUCUGUGCAGGAGUCACUCUCGUCGCCUCGUUUGGCUUCACUCUUUACUUCGUCGCGACCUCGUAUGGCGUCUUCGCCGUGCGCGAGUUCCUCGGCGAGGAGGUCUACCAGGCCCUCCUCGGUGACGACCCCGCCAAGUGGCCGCUUCAUGCCUUCAUCAACCUCCCCGCCAUCCCCCUUUCCCUCAUCCUCUCCCGCACCCGUUUCUUCGACUCAUUCCCGCUCAUCCCCCUCCUCACUACCUGGUCCACCUCUCCCCCCGUCAACGCCCCCGGCUCCCCCUCCAUCUGGGGCUGGGCCCGCCCCGCCGGCGCGCGCGCCCCGAGCCCGCUCUUCACCUGGCCGCCCUCCCCGCUCAUGAGCAUCAUCCUCCUCCCCGUCGUCCGCCACGCCUACCGCCGCGUCUACCAGCGGCUCACAAAGUACGCCAUGGACGGCCCCCACGACCCCACGGACCACCCUAUCCGGCGCAUCAUCUGGGACGGCCUCGGGCCCUUCAACGUCCUCCUCCGCAUCAACAACAUCCCCCCUCCCGCGCCCGCCCCAGUCGCGCCCGCUCGCCCCAACGGUGAAGCCGCGGGCCAGGCAGACGGCGGCGGCGACGACAACGACGCCGCCGACGCCGCCGCGCGCGCCCUCCGCGUCACCAACUCGUCCAUCGGCCGCUUCGUCGGCGGCGCGCUCCUCCUCCCCGUCGUCGCCGGGCGCAUGGGCGCGCUCCUCCUCCGCCUCUCCCGCCGCUCCGCCUGGCUCCGCGCGUUCCUCGCCGUCGGCGUCCGCGCCGCCGCGCCGCCCGCCCGCGUGCAGCUCUUCCCGAGCGCGCCGGGGGCCGCGCCCACGAUGGCGCAGCUCAGCAUGGGCCUCGCCGCGGGCCUGCACGUCAUGGCGGGCGGCACCCCGACGUGGAACUCGUGCGAGCCCGUCUGGUGGCGCAACACUGUCGGCCUGGGGCUCUUCGUGGUCGCCAAGGACUGUGUCCGUCUCUUCCACCUCUGGCUCACCAAGCGAGAGAUGGAGUCCCGCCGGAUCAAGAACCGCAACUUCACCGGCGUCGAUAUCCGCGAACUCGACUUGAUCAACCCUCCGCCGAACGGCACUUCAACACCGGCACCAGCAAUACCAGAUGAACAACCUGCGCCAGAUGCACCGGCCACAGCUUGA
Epithele typhae is the source of this 1536-nucleotide messenger RNA. RefSeq lists its product as uncharacterized. The record is from RefSeq and is a predicted model, not a curated record. Lineage: Eukaryota; Fungi; Basidiomycota; Agaricomycetes; Polyporales; Epitheliaceae. The transcript has 5 exons. Gene Ontology annotation, molecular function: zinc ion binding. The coding region runs from base 1 to 1536 and encodes 511 amino acids.